Pocillopora damicornis (cauliflower coral) is the source of this 1871-nucleotide messenger RNA. Its product is annotated as leucine-rich repeat-containing protein 71. Lineage: Eukaryota; Metazoa; Cnidaria; Anthozoa; Scleractinia; Pocilloporidae. The record is from RefSeq and is a predicted model, not a curated record. Gene Ontology annotation, molecular function: protein binding.
ACCAUAGCGACGUAGUAGAGAAAAACCAAAAUGGCGGAUGGCUGUUGAACGGCGAAAUAUGGCAAAGAAAACAGCGUCAGAGAAGGCUGAUAAAAUAGAAAAACCUGAUAAAGGAAGUACUUCUGGCGAUAAAGGAGCAGGAGAUAAAACGCCGGUGGAAAAUGAAGAACAACCCGUCGAACUUGAGCCUUACACUCCAACAGGGAACUUUGAGGUGGACUUCUGUGAAUUAUGUUCAAGAGCAGGUUUUCCAACAAUGCAAGUUGUGCCACGGCCUCAUCGUCCACCAACACCUAAUGUCAUACCCCAAGACAACACCCCUGUAGGAAAACCGGAUAAAAAAGAUGAAAAGAAAGAUGAAAGCAGUAAAACAGAAGAAACAGGGAUAGUUGAUGGAAAUGAAAAUGAAGAACCACCAACAACAUUUAAUGUGAAGGAAAAAUACCAUUACUUCAAACCUAGAGUGGAGGUUGAAACUGAAGAGGAGGGGAAUAAGUCACAUAUCAAGGAGAUUUACAUUCGAGGUUGGAAAAUAGAUGACAGAAUCUUAAAUGUUUUGACUGUUACUUUACCACCACUGGAAAAGUUGACCACAAUUGAUUUCUGGAACACUGGCCUUCAGGAUAAUGGUUUGAACACUUUAGCUACUCAUAUUAUCACCCAUCUUCCCAGUCUCAGAACAUUGUGUCUGGACAACAAUCCCGUAACACUUCAAAGAUAUGGAAUCUUCCUUGGUGAAGAAAGCACAGUACAGAACUUGUCCUUGAGGAACUGUUAUGUCAAUGAUAUGGGGGCGAAGAUGAUUGGGAGAGCAUUGACAGCCAACAAGUCACUGACAACCUUGAACUUAUGCUAUAACAAAAUAAGUUGUGAAGGAGCCUCCUGGAUAGCAAAGGGAUUAAGAAUGAACAGAACACUGCUGUCUCUUAAUCUUGGAAGCAAUCUUAUUAGUGACAAUGGAGCCUCUAAACUAGCAGAGGUGCUUUCAAGCUUUGCUCUCACUCAUGAGGAAGUUGUGGCAAGGAGACUUCUCAUCUCUAAAAAAUCUCCUGAAGAAGCAGGUAGUCCUUCCAGAAAUUUGAAUGCUCCAACUGGUGGUUCAAAGGACAGGCCAGCCAGUGUUCGCAGUGGGAUACCAAAAAACAAGAAACGGAAAAGGCGAAGAAAAUUGCCUCUACUGAAACCGUCAACAAGGGUGUUGGUAAAGGGAAAAAAGUUAACACAACCAAAGGCGAUAAGAAAGUGCAGCAACCUGAACAAGAGCAACCGGAAGUUGUAGAGUUCCCUAAUCCACUCCUGGAAAACCCCAUCAAGGAAGAGAGUGGUGAAAUUAUUAUCCCUGGAAACAGAGCUCUUAUUAACUUGAACUUAUCGCGGAAUAAAUGCGGUGAAAUCGGAGUGGAGGCUUUUCUUAUUUCUGUACAAAGACAAGCAGAAGUGACGUCCUCAGUUGGAAAACCAACAGGACUUAUGAGGCUAUCACUCAGUAGAAACCUUUUCCCUCCAGAAAACGGUUCUUAUCAAAGAUUGAUGGAAUUAAUGCAGACUCGCGAUCCAUUUUACAAGCCUCCUCAGCCGAGCCCUGUGGAUGAAACUGGCGCUUCCACAAAGGACGAGCCGUGACGAGAACAGAAGAAAGUGUUAGGACCAAAAGACAUUCAGUUCUUCAGCUAAGAUAAAUUUAAUUAAGAGGCCAAUUUCGUUUAGGACACUUGCCUCACCGAUAGACUAAGCCAAGUAAGAAUUUAUGGCGUGCUUCAUUGAAUGUGUUUUGAAUCAACUUUUUUUUUCCAACGAUCAUCGCAUGCCCUUUCCAUUGCUCUUGAAUAAAGUCAUUGUAUUUUACUGUAAAUAAAAUAUUCGUUAAACUA